AUGCUGCUCCACGAUCGCAGCCCAGAUACUUCUCCUUUCAACAGCGCCUCUCAACGACAAUACUUCAACAGAUCAUACAACUCAGACAUGUCUUUACCUUCGCCUGCUUCGCCCUCGAGAGGCUCAAAGUCAUUACUCUUUGCUUCUCCCGCCCCAACCCCGACCACUCGACAUGAACGGCAACAGUCCUUUUCACCUUCCACCUCGUUCAGCUCCAUCCCCACCCAUGUCAGAAGCCAGUCGCUGCAGCGUCAGGCCAGCACUUCCAGUACAUUUGCCCCAAAGUUCAUCAAGUCGGAAGAAAUGAAGAAGAGCGAAGAGCGCAUCUCUGCCAUUGAAGGUGAAAACGACUUUUCAGGCAAGCGAUAUGUUUGGGUCAAGGAUCCCGAGAAGGCUUUUGUCCGAGGUUGGAUAAUUCAAGAUCUUCCUGGCGGUCAUGUGCUCGUUCAAUUCGAUAGUGGUUCCUCGAUAGAGGCUCACAUGGACGAUGUUGACGCCGUGAAUCCCGCCAAAUUCGACAAAGCCGACGACAUGGCUGAAUUGACACACCUGAACGAGGCCUCAGUGAUACACAAUCUCUACACCAGAUAUCAAGCAGAUCUGAUAUACACAUAUUCCGGUCUUUUCUUGGUCACGAUCAAUCCUUACUGCCCACUUCCCAUCUAUGGGAACGACUAUAUACGCAUGUACAAAGGCCAAGCACGAGAGGAUACACGUCCCCAUAUAUUCGCUGUCUCAGAUGCUGCGUUUCGACGUCUUGUGGAAGAAGGGGAGAACCAGAGUAUAUUGGUCACCGGUGAAUCCGGAGCUGGGAAAACAGAAAACACGAAAAAGGUUAUCCAAUACUUGGCCGCUGUCGCAACUUCCGAUUUCGAUACACCCUUGACUGGUAGAGCGCCAGCGAAGCACCUGUCCAAUCUCUCACAGCAAAUUCUGAGAGCAAACCCGAUCCUCGAGUCCUUUGGCAAUGCUCAAACCGUCCGCAACAACAACUCUUCACGAUUUGGCAAAUUCAUACGCAUUCAAUUUACACGGUCUGGUCAGAUAGCAGGCGCUUUUAUCGAUUGGUACCUUCUAGAAAAAUCUCGAGUUGUCAAGGUCAGCCAGCAAGAACGAAGCUAUCAUGUGUUCUAUCAACUGCUCGCUGGCACAGACUCGCGGAUGCGUGACGCCCUGCUUCUGACGGGCAUGGAUGUCGAGCACUUUGCCUACAUCAGAGGUGGUAACGAUACAAUUUCUGGAGUCUCGGACAGAGAUGAAUGGAAUACCUUAAUCGAAGCUUUUCAUAUCAUGAACUUUUCCGAGAACGAACAAAUGGCCAUCUUCAAGACAAUCGCUGCCAUCCUUCAUCUUGGAAAUGUCGCUGUGAGACAGGAAAGUCGAGCAGGCGAUCAGGCUUCCUUGGAUCCCGAGGCUCGAGCUUCGAUUGAUAAGGCUUGCAGAUUGCUAGGUGUUCAGACAGAACCGUUCAUCAAAGGCCUCCUCCAUCCUAAAGUGAAGGCUGGUAGGGAAUGGGUCGAGAAGGUGCAAAGCCCGGAACAAGUUCGAUUAGCCAUCGAUGCCCUGUCAAAGGGUAUCUAUGAGCGUGGCUUCGGUGACUUGGUAACGAAGAUCAAUACCCAACUCGAUCGCGGUGGCGUCAGCAGCGACGACAGUCAUUUUAUCGGAGUGCUCGAUAUCGCGGGCUUCGAGAUUUUCGAGACCAACAGCUUUGAGCAACUAUGCAUCAACUAUACGAACGAAAAGUUGCAGCAGUUUUUCAAUCACUACAUGUUUGUCCUUGAACAAGAAGAAUAUGCACGGGAACAAAUUGAAUGGCAGUUUAUCGACUUUGGGAAAGAUCUCCAACCCACAAUAGAUCUCAUCGAGCUUCCUAAUCCCAUAGGAAUCUUCUCCUGUCUGGAUGAGGAUUCAGUAAUGCCAAAGGCUACCGACAAGUCGUUUACGGACAAGUUGCACUCUCUAUGGGAGAAGAAGACGUCCAAAUAUGCACCCGCCCGCACAAGGCAAGGUUUCAUCCUCACCCACUAUGCCGCCGAAGUAGAAUAUUCGACUGAAGGAUGGCUAGAGAAGAACAAAGACCCUCUCAACGAUAACCUCACGAGGUUGUUAGCAGGUUCGAAAGACAACCACAUUGCGAAUCUCUUCAGUGACUGUGUCGAUGACCUAGACGAACCUUACAGUCCACGAAGUAGGGUGAAGAAAGGUUUGUUUCGCACAGUUGCUCAGAGACAUAAGGAACAACUGAGUAGCCUGAUGCGACAGCUUCAUUCCACUCAACCACACUUCGUACGAUGCAUUCUUCCCAAUCAUAAGAAGAAACCCAAACAAUUCACCGCACCCUUGGUUCUUGAUCAGUUGAGGUGUAACGGUGUUCUUGAAGGCAUUCGGAUUGCACGGACUGGUUUCCCGAAUCGUUUGACCUUUGCAGAAUUUCGAUCCCGUUACGAAGUUCUGUGCGAAAACAUGCCAAAAGGCUAUUUGGGAGGCCAAGAAGCAGCCAAAAUCAUGCUUGAUUGCUUGAAGAUGGAUAAGUCAAAUUAUCGUGUUGGCCUAACUAAAGUUUUCUUCAGGGCAGGUGUGUUGGCUGAUCUUGAGGAACAACGCGAUGGGCUCAUUCGCGACAUCAUGUCUCGAUUUCAGUCCAUUGCCAGAGGUUUCAUGCAGCGCCGUGUUGCCUUCAAGCAAUUAUAUCGUGCGGAAGCCACUAGAGUCAUUCAGAGGAAUCUGAAUGUGUACCUCGAUCUGCAGUCAAACCCUUGGUGGCGACUGUUCGUCCGGAUGAAACCUCUUCUAGGCGCAACUCGUACCGCUGGUGAAGUUAAGAAGAGAGACGAGAAAAUAGAACUCUUAAACAACAAGAUGCGGCAGGAGGCAACUGAGAGACACCGGAUAGAAGAGGAGAGAAGACGGGCGGAAAUUGACGUGCAGAGAAUUCAACAAACUCUUGAAGCUGAACGGGCACUCGCUCUAGACAAAGAAGAGAUCUUCAAGAGACUUCAGUAUCGCGAGAGUGAGCUGAGCGAGAAGCUGUCGGACGCAUUGACGGAGCAAGAAAGCCUCGAGGAUCAGCUAGAUGCCGCGAUGGACUCGAAGAAGAAGGUGGAUGAAGAGCUCGCCACUCGCCGUGAACAAGUUCUCCAAGCGGGCCAGAUCAUAACGAGACUAGAGGCUGAGAAGAAGGAAUUACAACAACAGAUCGACAAACUAGAAGAUGAGCUGGACAACGUGGAGAAAACACAUUCCCAGAAUGACAACCGCCUGGAGUCCAUCAGCGUAGAGUUGCGAACAUUGAAGAGUCAACUUGGAGUCAAAGAUCGGAAGAUUUCCGAGUUGGAAGCCAGUCUUCAACAAGCACAGAAAGAAAAGGAUGGCAAAGCGGCAGCUCUGGAUCAAGAAAUCCGAAGCUUGAGAAGUCAAAUAGCUCAGCGGGACCGAACGAAGGAGGAUCUUGAAACUCGACUGCACAGGGCGGAAUCUCAGCGUGCCGAGGACAACAAGCGCAGAAGCGACGACUUCGAGUCCCAGAUCCGAGCCCUCAAGAAUGAACUGACCAGCAAGGAUCGCAAGAUCCAGGACCUGGAAGGGGAUCUUUCGAAAAUCGACAAAGAUGCCGAAACAAAGCUCAACGCCACGACUACUGAACUCACCACGACCAAAAAGCUCCUCCGUGAACUCCAAGGCCAAAAUGAAGAACUGCGCGCCCAAAUAACAUCAAUGUCAAUGGCUGCGUCGCAACACGAAACCGCGCUGCGUAGGAAAGAUGGCGAGCUCGCCGCACUCCUGGCCGACGUGGAGCAGCACGAGCGCGAAAAGAAAUCUUUGAAGAAAGAGAACGACGCCCUCUCCGGCAAACACGAUAGUAUCCAGCAGAAACACGUCAGUCUGCAAGGCGAUCUGGAGGGAAUGCGGGCACAGCGCGCUAUGAUGGAGCGCGAGGCCGCUGAGGUCCGAAAGUGUCUCGAGCGCGCCAUGCCAUUCUUCACGCAGCAUUUCUCGUCAUCGUGA
Messenger RNA from Exophiala bonariae, 4008 nucleotides. RefSeq lists its product as uncharacterized. Gene Ontology annotation, molecular function: ATP binding; microfilament motor activity; actin filament binding. Gene Ontology annotation, cellular component: myosin filament; cytoplasm; myosin II complex. The coding region runs from base 1 to 4008 and encodes 1335 amino acids. Gene Ontology annotation, biological process: mitotic actomyosin contractile ring contraction. The record is from RefSeq and is a predicted model, not a curated record. NCBI's taxonomy places the organism in Eukaryota, Fungi, Ascomycota, Eurotiomycetes, Chaetothyriales, Herpotrichiellaceae. The transcript has a single exon.